Drosophila novamexicana is the source of this 1524-nucleotide messenger RNA. RefSeq names its product sperm-associated antigen 1 (gene Spag1). Gene Ontology annotation, cellular component: mitochondrion; cytosol. Gene Ontology annotation, molecular function: heat shock protein binding. The coding region runs from base 89 to 1501 and encodes 470 amino acids. Lineage: Eukaryota; Metazoa; Arthropoda; Insecta; Diptera; Drosophilidae. The record is from RefSeq and is a predicted model, not a curated record. The transcript has 5 exons.
AAUAGCAGAGAAGCAUACAUCAAAACAAUUUUAAAUAGUUAACUAAAAUUUAUUAUUUUCAUAGAGUGCAAAUUGAUAAUUCAAAGAGAUGGAGAAGAGUAAAACGCUGUUGGAGAAAUAUCAAAUACCAAUAAAUCAUCUGGAUUUUGCGUACGUGGAAAAAUGCCAAAAUGCACGCGAAAUGGAAAAGAUUGUAAUGAUUUUACGUUCCGGUGAAGAAGGUUAUUUUCCUGACUUGACACGCUGUGCCGAGGAGAAAUUAAAGCAGCUGAAGCCAGACAGUAAAUUGUUUCGCAUCGAGGAGCAAAUACGUUCCAGUAAUAUGCUGGACAAACAGGAACUCAAGCCCAUAUAUGACUGGACAAAUGACAUCAAGAACAAGGACAGCGCGUUGAAUGAGCUCAAGGAGGAAUCGGCUGAAUUGGCAACGGAUCUGCCACCCGUGCGAAAGCCAUGCAAAAUAGAAAUUGACAAGGAGGAGAGUGAGACCCAAAAUUCUGGACCAGUGCCUAAGCCGAACGCAAAGCCACAGUUGAAAUCAACAAAUGAAGAGCGCAUCAAAUCUACGGAUUACAAUAAAUGGGACAAGUACGAUCCAGAUGAGGAAAUCUUGCGCAUGGAUUUGGAAGAGGAACGUUCGAAAGAGCAUGCAAAAAUAAAAUUACGAAAAACUGAGACAACAACAAAAGAGGAGCACAUUAAAAUUUGUGAAAAAGGCGCCGACGAGCAGCGCCUGCAGGCUCAGCUCAAGAAACUAAGUCAAAUCGAGCGCGAGCAAUAUGCCGAGAAAUAUCGUCUGCGGGGCAACGAGUACUUUAAGGCCAAGGAGUAUGACAAUGCCAUUGAGGAGUAUACACUAGCUAUAGUUUACGAUCCGGCACGAGCUGCACGCGCCUACAACAAUCGCGCCGUAUCGUACUUAAAGAAGAAAAACUAUUUGCCAGCUAUAGAUGAUUGCGAAGCCUGCCUCCGGCUCGAGCCCGACAAUGUGAAGGCACUUCUACGUUUGGCCGAUGCCAACUAUGGCCAGGGACGUCGUCGCGAGUCCUAUGGCUUUUAUCAACGCGUACUUGCUCUGGAGCCCAAUAAUAUAAGUGCUAAAAAGGCGCUUGACGAAUUGCGUCAACAGUUGGGCGAACUGGCUCCUGCACAUGCUACACGUAUGAUCAUUGAGGAACUGCAAUCGGAGAAAGCCGCAGCUGACAAUAAGCCCAAGACACAGGCAAAGCCACAGCCAAAGCAAGUGCAGUCGGAGAAGCCGCCCAAGGAUUAUGAUCUGGCCGAGCUGGUCAAGCCAAAUCGGGUCAUUAAAAGCAAAAUAGCUUGUGCUGCCGAAGCACUAGGAGGCACACUGAAAACCAGAAAUCCCGUUGCCAGCGCCCAAAAGGAGCAGCUGCAGCAGAUGAUGCAAGGGGUGUCCACAGCGCAGGCGGAGCUGCGUCUGCCGCAGAGUAACAAGAGUGGCAACAACAACAAGCUCUUAAUACAGGAAAUACUAUGAUAUAAGAAUAAACAUAUGAUAUU